Cavia porcellus (domestic guinea pig) is the source of this 14058-nucleotide messenger RNA. RefSeq names its product attractin like 1 (gene Atrnl1). Gene Ontology annotation, molecular function: protein binding. Gene Ontology annotation, cellular component: Golgi apparatus. The transcript has 29 exons. Bases 372 to 4628 code for a protein of 1418 amino acids. NCBI's taxonomy places the organism in Eukaryota, Metazoa, Chordata, Mammalia, Rodentia, Caviidae. The record is from RefSeq and is a predicted model, not a curated record.
CGCGGGGCCCCCUCCUCCUCCCUGUCAGGUCCGCUCUCGAGCGCGGGGCUCUGCUGAGUGCGCCGCCCGCUCCGCUCCUGCGGUCCUGCUGGGGCGCCGCAGCAGCGGGGUCGGCCCACCGCGGACAAGGUCAGGAGUCUGGGCGGCGAUGUCCGAGUGCGACCGGAGGCAGCGGCGCGGAGGCGACAGCCGUGGGGUUCUGUCCCUCCUGACCGGAGAGCGGGAGCGGGGCAGGCGCCGCUGAGGAGGAAGAGGAGGCGGAGGAGGAGACCAGAGGCGGCGGCGGCGAGCUUCUCGCCGGAGGAAUCCUCUCAAGAGCGUCGCUGUCCGCUCCCGUCACGCAGCCCCGCCGGGCAGGGGCGCCGGGCGGGAUGGAGCCGGGGGGCCAGGCCCGCACUGGCGCCCCUCAGCCGGCCGCCUCGGGGCUGUGGAGGGCUCGACCCGCGGGCGGCGGCGGCUGCGGAGGCUGCGGCGCCUGCUCUUCCUGGCUGUUGGACAGGAGCAGCUGGCUGCUGAGCUACGGCUUCCUCUACCUGGCGCUCUACGCGCAGGUGUCCCAGUCCAAGCCCUGCGAGAAGACCGGCUCCUGCUUCUCGGGCCGCUGCGUCAACUCCACCUGCCUCUGCGACCCGGGCUGGGUGGGGGACCAGUGCCAGCACUGCCAGGGCAGGUUCAAAUUAACAGAACCUUCUGGAUAUUUAACAGAUGGGCCAAUUAACUAUAAGUAUAAAACUAAGUGUACAUGGCUAAUUGAAGGCUAUCCAAAUGCAGUGUUAAGGUUGAGAUUCAAUCAUUUUGCUACAGAAUGUAGCUGGGAUCAUAUGUAUGUUUAUGAUGGAGAUUCAAUAUAUGCACCUUUAAUAGCUGUACUUAGUGGUUUGAUAGUCCCUGAAGUAAGGGGAAAUGAAACUGUGCCUGAAGUUGUUACAACAUCUGGCUAUGCACUGUUACACUUUUUUAGUGAUGCUGCAUAUAAUCUAACUGGUUUCAACAUUUUCUAUUCAAUCAAUUCUUGUCCUAAUAAUUGCUCUGGUCAUGGGAAGUGUACAACUAGUGUCUCUGUGUCAAGUCAAGUAUAUUGUGAAUGUGAUAAAUACUGGAAGGGUGAAGCUUGUGAUAUUCCUUACUGUAAAGCCAAUUGUGGCAGUCCAGAUCAUGGUUACUGUGACUUAACAGGAGAAAAACUGUGUGUCUGCAAUGACAGUUGGCAAGGUCCUGACUGCUCUUUGAAUGUUCCUUCUACUGAAUCUUACUGGAUUCUUCCAAAUGUUAAACCUUUCAGUCCUUCAGUAGGCCGGGCUUCACACAAAGCAGUUUUACAUGGAAAAUUUAUGUGGGUGAUUGGUGGAUAUACUUUUAAUUACAGCUCUUUUCAAAUGGUCCUGAAUUACAAUUUAGAAAGCAGUAUAUGGAAUGUAGGAACUGUAUCCAGAGGACCUCUCCAGAGAUAUGGACAUUCUCUUGCUUUGUAUCAGGAAAACAUCUUUAUGUAUGGAGGCAGAAUUGAAACAAAUCAUGGAAAUGUUACAGAUGAAUUAUGGGUUUUUAACAUACAUAGUCAAUCAUGGAGCACAAAGACUCCUACUGUCCUUGGACAUGGUCAGCAGUACGCUGUGGAAGGACAUUCAGCGCAUAUCAUGGAGUUGGAUAGUAAAGAUGUUGUUAUGAUCAUAAUAUUUGGAUAUUCUGCAAUAUAUGGUUAUACAAGCAGCAUACAGGAAUACCAUAUCUCAUCAAACACUUGGCUUGUUCCAGAAACUAAAGGAGCUAUUGUGCAAGGUGGAUAUGGCCACACAAGUGUAUAUGAUGAAAUAACGAAGUCCAUUUAUGUUCAUGGAGGCUAUAAAGCAUUGCCAGGCAAUAAAUAUGGAUUGGUAGAUGAUCUUUAUAAGUAUGAAGUUAACACAAAGACUUGGACUAUUUUGAAAGAAAGUGGGUUUGCCAGAUACCUUCAUUCAGCUGUUCUUAUCAAUGGAGCUAUGCUUAUUUUUGGAGGAAAUACCCAUAAUGACACUUCCUUGAGUAACGGUGCAAAAUGUUUUUCUGCCGAUUUCCUGGCAUAUGACAUAGCUUGCAAUGAGUGGAAAACAUUGCCAAAACCAAAUCUUCAUAGAGAUGUCAACAGAUUUGGACAUUCUGCAGUAGUCAUUAAUGGGUCUAUGUAUAUAUUUGGAGGAUUUUCUAGUGUACUCCUUAAUGAUAUCCUUGUGUAUAAGCCUGCAAAUUGCAAGGCCUUUAGAGAUGAAGAACUUUGUAAAAAUGCUGGUCCAGGCAUAAAAUGUGUUUGGAAUAAAAAUCACUGUGAAUCUUGGGAAUCUGGUAAUACAAAUAAUAUUCUUAGAGCCAAAUGCCCUCCCAAAACAGCUAUUUCUGAUGACAGAUGUUACAGAUAUGCAGAUUGUGCUAGUUGUACAGCCAAUACAAAUGGGUGCCAAUGGUGUGAUGACAAGAAAUGCAUUUCUGCAAAUAGUAACUGCAGCAUGUCUGUCAGAAACUACACCAAAUGUCAUGUAAGAAAUGAGCAGAUUUGCAAUAAACUUACCAGCUGUAAAAGCUGUUCAUUAAACUUGAAUUGUCAGUGGGAUCAACGACAACAAGAAUGUCAAGCUUUGCCAGCUCAUCUUUGUGGAGAAGGAUGGAAUCAUAUAGGGGAUGCUUGCCUGAGAAUCAAUUCUAGUAGAGAAAGCUAUGACAAUGCAAAACUUUAUUGCUAUAACCUUAGUGGAAAUCUUGCUUCAUUAACAACUUCAAAAGAAGUAGAGUUUGUUUUGGAUGAAAUACAGAAGUAUACGCAACAGAAAGUAUCACCUUGGGUAGGCUUGCGCAAGAUCAAUAUAUCCUACUGGGGUUGGGAGGACAUGUCUCCUUUCACAAAUACAACAUUACAGUGGCUUCCUGGUGAACCAAAUGAUUCUGGGUUCUGCGCAUAUCUAGAAAGGGCUGCAGUGGCAGGCUUAAAGGCAAAUCCUUGUACAUCUAUGGCAGAUGGCCUUGUCUGUGAAAAACCUGUUGUUAGUCCAAAUCAAAAUGCAAGGCCUUGCAAAAAACCAUGCUCUCUAAGGACUUCGUGUUCCAACUGUACAAGCAAUGGCAUGGAGUGUAUGUGGUGCAGUAGUACAAAGCGAUGUGUUGACUCUAAUGCUUACAUAAUAUCGUUUCCAUAUGGACAGUGUCUAGAAUGGCAAACUGCCACCUGCUCUCCUCAGAAUUGUUCUGGAUUGAGAACAUGUGGACAGUGUUUGGAACAUCCUGGAUGUGGCUGGUGCAAUGAUCCUAGUAAUACAGGAAGAGGACACUGCAUUGAAGGGUCUUCAAGAGGACCAAUGAAACUUAGUGGAAUACACAGUGAGAUGACUCUUGAUACUAAUCUGUGCCCUAAAGAAAAGAACUAUGAAUGGUCAUUUAUUCAAUGUCCAGCUUGCCAGUGUAAUGGACAUAGCACUUGCAUCAAUAAUAAUGUGUGCGAACAGUGUAAAAACCUAACUACAGGGAAACAGUGUCAAGACUGCAUGCCAGGUUAUUAUGGAGAUCCAACCAAUGGAGGACAGUGUACAGCUUGUACAUGCAGUGGUCAUGCAAAUAUUUGUCAUUUGCACACUGGAAAGUGUUUCUGUACAACCAAAGGCAUAAAGGGAGAUCAAUGCCAAUUAUGUGACUCUGAAAAUCGUUAUGUUGGUAAUCCACUUAGAGGAACAUGUUAUUACAGCCUUUUGAUUGAUUAUCAGUUUACCUUUAGCUUAUUACAGGAAGAUGAUCGCCACCACACUGCCAUCAAUUUCAUUGCCAAUCCAGAACAGUCAAACAAAAAUUUGGAUAUUUCAAUUAAUGCAUCAAACAACUUUAAUCUCAACAUUACAUGGUCAGUUGGCUCAACAGCUGGAACCAUAUCUGGGGAAGAGACUCCUAUAAUUUCCCGGACUAAUAUAAAAGAAUACAGAGAUAGUUUCUCUUAUGAAAAGUUUAACUUCAGAAGCAAUCCUAACAUUACAUUUUAUGUGUAUGUCAGCAACUUUUCCUGGCCUAUUAAAAUACAGAUUGCGUUUUCACAACACAAUACAAUCAUGGAUCUUGUGCAGUUUUUUGUCACCUUCUUCAGUUGCUUUUUGUCUUUAUUAUUGGUGGCUGCUGUAGUAUGGAAGAUCAAACAAACCUGUUGGGCUUCUCGACGGAGAGAGCAACUGCUCCGAGAAAGACAGCAGAUGGCCAGCCGACCCUUUGCUUCUGUUGAUGUAGCCCUGGAAGUGGGAGCUGAACAAGCGGACUUUCUGAGAGGGCCAUUAGAGGGGGCUCCCAAGCCCAUCGCCAUCGAGCCGUGUGCUGGGAACAGAGCUGCUGUUCUGACUGUGUUUCUUUGUCUACCGAGAGGAUCCUCAGGUGCCCCACCCCCCGGGCAGUCAGAUCUGGUGCAAAGAUGGAUGAAGAUACCCUGUGAUGCUUUACAAAUCGGCCUUUCCGGUGGCUGUCUCUUAACAGGCUUGGCGUACCUUUAUCACUCAAAGAUGCUCAUGAAAGACUUUCAGGACUGCUCAGAAAGUGGCAGAAGCCAGAGGACAAGUAUGUUCAAAAGGAGAGGGAGUAUUCUAAGCAGAAUUAACAGCAAUUGUCUUUUCUCUCAAUACAUUUUUUAAAUGUAAAUAUUCUCCAUCUAUGUUGAUCUCGCCUCACAUUCGUUCUGCUUUGGUGGCCUCAUUCACCCUAAUUCAGAGAAUACUAGCCCCCAGAUGUACAUAUCCGCAUCAAUCACAGCCCAGAAGUAGGGUUGGCACCAGAAGACAGUACUUACUAACGGUGCUGAAACAUUUUUUGUGAUUAUCUGACCAAAAUGGUUUAAGAAAGAGUGUGCCUUUGCCACUCUCACUUCUCACCUGCCACCUACACAUCAAUGAUGAGGACAACUCGGGAAGCUGGUUGAAGAUGGCAGAGGUAGCAAAGUGUCUUCAAUCUGAGUCCCUGAGUAACACACACAUAGGACGUGUUUCUCUUCCCAUCCCUGCCACACAACCUGACACCAAUCUAUAUGAGACAUUAAACAGUGUGAAAAAUUAAUUUCUGUUUUGUUAAACCAGUGAUAGUUUAGGUUUUUAACUACUGCAGUAGUUACAUUACCCAUCUACACAAAGUCUUCUGAUUCCAUCCAUGCAAAUAUCUCCCAGUUCUUUGCCUCUGGAAUAGACUUCAUUUUGCAGCUUCACACCUGUAUAUCCAACUACACAGCUGUAAGACGUGCAAAAGUCAGUGAACUCACAAUGUCUAGAAAUAAAAUAUUGAGCCACUGCCUCCCCACAUACCUUGGUUCUUCCUUUGCCGGUGAAUAAUAUUGGUGUGCAUCAUUGUACCCAAGCAGGGAAAUAAGAAUUGUUUCAUAUUCCACUCUAUUUUCAUCCCCUAUAAUAGUUUCUCCUAAAUACCUGUACUGUGUACCUCUUUUCUCUCUCUCAUUAUUACUGCCUUCUUAACUGACUUAGUAAUAGUAUCUCACCUCCUACUCCUGCCUGUCUUCUAUGCUACCACUAGAGGUUUCUCUUUGAAAUAAAAAUCUGAUCAUGCCUCUCUAAAUUCAUUUCAUUUCAUGGCUCUUGGAGAAAGAUUAAAUCAAGAUUUAAAAUCGAUGUUCUAGUUUGGCCCAUAAGGUUGUUCUAUGGAUCCUUUCCUGUCUAGCUCUCUAUCAUCUCUCGCAGACUCUUACUAUUCCACUCAUAGCAUGUCCUGAAUUUUCCAAAAUACGUUUUUGCUGUUGAAUUUGUGAGUUUCUCCUGUCCAAAAUACACCACGCUCUCCUGCCACUGUUGGUCCGACUAGUUCCUUAUCAUUCAAACCUCAACUCAAACUGGGCAUGAAUAUCUACACCUUUACUCCCCGUUAGAGGUGAGUAGCUGAGGAGAAUUUAUCGCAAAUUGAAGUCCUGCUUCAUCAAUUUAGUGAGACCCUGUUUCAAAGUAAAAAGAAAAAGAGCUGCAUAUGUAGUUUAGAGAGGCCUGGAAUUCAAUCUCCAGCAUUACAAACCAACAAAACAAAACCUUUAGAUCAGAGAUUAUCUCCUUUGAGGAUAUUCAAUUUUGAUAUCCCUAUCUUUCUUUCCCUGGUGCUCAGUGCCUACAUCACAGGAUUUGUUGUGUUUGUGCAAUCAUUAGCAAAUCUGGGAGCUUUUGGUUCUUUGCUUUAAGUUAAUAUUUUUAAAAAACAAUUACUGCCCAUGAUAUGCCCUCAACGCAUGUUAAUCAGUUUGACCUGUACUGUCAUCCACUUCUAUUGGCAGACAAUGAUACAACAAUGCAUAUAUAAUCCUGAGGGUGAUGGCUAGCUUAGCGCAGGCUUUUAAUCAGUGUUAGCAGCACAGUGGUUGUCUAUUAUUGUUGCUGUUUGUAAUACCUUCAAGUUAAUCCAUUCCUUUAACCAUACUAAUUUCAUAUCGUUAUGUGUUUCUCUUUUUCGUUUUGACUUGAACUCCUUCAGAAGACAUUUUUGCCCAGUCCUCUGUUUCCUUCCUAUGACUCUGGCCACAAAGUGAGCAGAGUAUGGCUAGGGGGCCUGGAUCCCGUAGUUCGGGUCCCCUCACUGCCACAGCUGAAUGUGAGCUGAAUGAGGCAUUUACUGGGCUUGUGCCUCAUUGCGGCCAUUUGUGAAAGCCAGUGUAAAAAUAGCUUGCUGACCCACUAAAAGAGAGUAGUUUUGAGGACCAGCCUAGAAAAUGAAUGAAAAAGUUAUUUUGUUUAUACUCAAAAGUAGGUAGAAGUUAUUCAUUGUUAUUUUUCAAUAGCACAAACAUGCUUACUCAGCAGAAAUGGUUACUUCCUCUAUUUUGUUAUCACUUUCUACAUUUUCACAUUCCCUAUUGCGUGGGCAACAGGUAAGUCAUGAAUACCUUCCUAAGCUCAUUCUUUCUGCUUUGAGAACAAACGCUUUAUUACCUCCAUUGUUGCCUGAAUCAUUGCCUGUGACUUUUGGAGUCUAUCUUCUUUGUCAAUUUCCCCUCUAUUUGACAUUCCAAUCAGAAUAGCUAUACUGGUUUUGGAAUGAGUGAGUGAAUCAUUGCUACUACAAGAAUUAGGAACUCUUCCAGUGCUAGCAUUUUGUCUGCACUUCCUAUUUGGCUUCAGGCUUUUCAGAUAAUAAGGAGAAGAGGAAGAGAAAGAGGAGGCAACAACAAUGACAUUUUUGGGCUUUUAUGUGCCAGCACCUUUCUAUGUCUUUUGCAUUUUAUUUCCACCUUAACUCUGUGAAAAGAAUACAUGUGACUCAUACACUCUGAUGCAAGCUCUGUGAGGGGCAGGGGCUUCUAUAUUUUGUCUGUCUCAUUCACUGUUAAAUCUUUAGUAUAGAGCAGUGCCUGUUUUAUAGUAGGCACUCAAGAAGAUAUUCAUUGAUUUUACUCUUCAAACAACUGUUGGAUUUUUAGAAUGUUGGAGUUUUCUGGACAUUUACAACUUGCUAAUUAAUUUGGUGCCAUACUUUAUAAAAUAUUUUGCAUGUAUAGCUUUAUUUAAUUUAAAAUUAUCAAAAACGUUUUACUACUCGAACACUAAAAUACAAAUGCAUCAUCAAAUGAAAAGUAAGACACGGACAUUGUGAUUACAUUGCCAUGGUUCAGUUUUGUCAAUGAGUGAUAAGCAUUUAAAUUAAGCUAAGGAUGAUGGGGGCUUAAAAUAAGGGGUGAUCACAUAUUGAAAUUGUUGUUUGUAACUGGAAAAAGAAAAGACUAGAAUAUAUUUUCCCAGUAGAUCUUGAAAGAGUGAAUUUUCAUUGAAUUCCAGAUUUAUUUACUAACAGAGAAAGGUAGCUGUAAGACUAAUUCUUAUAAAUGUGUGUGGGUCUUUUAUAAAGGCAGCAAAUAUUUUAAUGAACCAGGGAAAAUUUCAUAAUAUGUAAUUAAAAUUAGAACCAAUGAGGUCUAAAAGAAGCCUCACUUGCUAAAAACCAUAGGAUUUGCAUUAAACAAUGAUUUGAGACAGUAAUGACCAUGAUUUACUCAUGACACCCCAACAAUGAGGGGUGGUCAAUGCAGAAUUGAGAGAGUGCUAGCAGGCUUACAGAAAGUGUUGGGCAAGAAAUCUGUGGUGCUAGAGUAGGAUUAUAUUUUUUACAUCUUGAACAAUAUGUCUUUAAAUGCAACUGUAAAUAUUGCGGUGAGUUAAAGGCCAAAUGAAAUUUUAUAAUCAGAAUAAAAUGAUUAUUUGUAUUUAAACAGGCAUCUGUAGUCAUCACUGGUUUGUAGUAGGUGAGGGGAAACAUUGUUUAAACUCUCAGACACAUAUGAAUAGUCCAUUUGUCACUCCACUGUCUUUAGCAUUUGAAGUAUUUCAAUUUUUAUUCAACAGUGUAACCUUUGGAGUUUUGCCUAAUAAUGACUUCAGUUGUGCUGGUCUUCCAACAGAUAAAUUGAAAUGGAAAUGCAUAUUUCCUAAUUAUGCAUCCAGCCCUAGUUGCAUAUUGGCAAGAGUGGCCACACUGAAUGUUAAAUUAAGUCUGCCUGAUAGUGAGAGUUUGUGUAACAUCAAAGUUUUCCAAAGUCACUUUCUUAAUCAUGUGAAGGAUAGCCGAGACUCUGAUCAGUAGUAUGUAGCAAUAUACAAUCAGAAGGAAAACAUUUAAACAUCCCAGCAUGGUAUUUCCAUUUAAAUCUGAUUACAGUGAAAUAAAACUGUAGCCAUUACAGGUUUAGAAGAACUACAAAUACAAGCAGUAAAAGAAGACAGAUAGUAAAUGAGGUAGUAAAACAUUUCAGUGGGGCAAACAGUUUAUAGCACUCAUUCAGUCUUCCCGAAGCAGACUGUGCAAUUCACUACAGACCCUGCACCCGUUCCCUGAACUCCACUUAAACCUGCAAUUAACCUUUCACGCCUAAUGAAGCUGUUUUCCUGGAAAAUUAAAAUAUAUAGUUGUGCCUGAUUUUACACAGACUUGGGAGGAGAGCAUUGCAAAAUGAAUGACUUUUCUAAGGCUUUUGUUCAAAUGCAAAAUGGAAGUGCUAUGUUUGUAUAUAAAGUAAGAAUGUUUUUUCCAAGGCAAUUUCAUUUGCUGUGCAGUAUUUUAUUACUGUACUUAUUAAUUGUUCUGCAUAAUUGUAAAAAAACACACAUCAGUAAUUUUAUGAUUAGAUUGUUACUGCUAGAGUCUAAUAUUACCACUUCAUUUCCAUUAGGGAAAACUAGAGUUUUACCUACAAUAACUAACUUCCUGAUAUUUCUCCUUGGUGGUUUUUGUUGCAAAUUUAGUGGUCUAGAAAAAGAUCUAUUUACAUUUAAAUAUUUAGCAUUUCAUCAUUUAUAUUGCUUUCACUUUAGGGCAUGUUUGCACAUAUUUAAAGAGAAAAUAUUUAAAUUUUAGAAAAGAAAUAUUGUUUUCUUUAUGAUUACAGGUAAAGGUCUGAUUUUAGUAUGCUCUACUACAAAAUGGUUGGGGCAACUUGGUAUCCAACUCUAUGAUUAUUGAAUUGUGUUCAUUUGCUGAAGGAAAUUCUGAUAGUCCUAAAAAAAAAAAAAAAAUCUGCUUGUUUCAGAUUGGCCCUGCCUACAUGCCCCAGAGCAUCCUGGUCAGGUUCCACAUUGGCAAGCAUCAGUAUGAAGCACCAGAGGCCAAGGGGAAUGGACUAGGAAACAGAAGAUUUCUGUUUCUUCCUUAUGUGGCUUGUACUUCAUAUUUAAAUAAUCUAAAUGUCAUAAUGUCUAGUAUUUAAGAAUUAAAAGUGCAAAGAGGUAAAGCUUAUAAUAAAUAUUCAAGCCUCAACAUUUUUAUUGAAUCUACUGGUAUAUUUUGAUGUAAAUUUUGCUAGCCCACAGCGUUUGUGUAUCAUCUUGACAUGGUAAAUGAAAUUCCUUUAGACCGCCAGUCUAAAAUAAUGAAUUGUUCCCCUAGUUAAUUGUAUUGCUUUGAUAACAAAGAACUAUGCUAGGCCUAGAGAACACAAUAAGUGGAUUUCAUCAGAUGAUUUGUGUGACGUUUUGAAAAAUGAUCUUCUAGAGUGACCUGAUUUUAAUGGAACUCAGCAUGCACCACUGCACAGGAUCUGACUGGGACUUCGACCUAGGGCACAAGGCACACAGGUCAUUUCCAGAAAACUUCCCAUCCAAGAAAACUCCCAAGGAAGUCUAGGCCAGGAAAAAGUGUGCACUGUAAGGGGAACCACAAUGGGCCUGUUUCUACGGUGCUCUUAUUUUAUUGAUGCACAUCUUUUUUUUUUUUUAAUCCGGAAAAGAUCUCAUUACCCUUCUAUCAUUGCCAAUUUGUAAAUAAAUCAAGACCAAUAAAAUAGGAGCAAGCAAAAUAGGAGCAAUUCAUUGAGUGCUUUCUACAGCAAAAGACUGAUCCAUUGUGGUUUGCACUCUGGCAACAGGCAAAGACGGGCAGAGGAGAGGGAAGGCUUUCAGAACCCAACAGGGACACUUCAGACCGGUGGGCUGGAGGGUGCUAGCUUAAGGAGCUGCAUGGACAGGCUGAGUAGAAGUGAUGCAGUCUACAACUGGUUAGAGCUACAGAUUUGCUUUUCUCUAAUUGUCCUAAAUUGGAAGUGGGAAUACCAGAUAGGGAAGCUGUCAGUUAUCUUGACCUUCAGAGGACAAUCUUCAUAGAUUAUUACUAGAAAUAGCAGUUUGAAGUCCUGGUAGUCUGACUUAUAGGACCUUGGCUUCCUGUGCUGGUUUUCGUAGGUAAUGAGUUGAUUUUCCCAGUAUGGUAUUGUAGAUUAUGAAUCAGGCUUCUGUUUCUAUAUGUGGACUAGCCAUGAUCUGUAUCUUUAUUCUCUCACCAGCAUAUAAAUAGUAUGAUUAAGUGUUGGGGAAGUAAUAUUGUCUUCUGGAACGCACACUAAGUUUACUUUUCUUUUUAUCAGUUAAGAAAAUUAGAUCCCUUACAAUAACAAAGUGUGGUGAAGCAAAAUGGCAAAGUUUACUCCCUCCGCAUACCUCAUUUCUCUAAUGCAUCUUCACCACAUGGAACUCAGAAUGGCAGGGACCUUGUUCCUCUGUUUGUUCUUGUAUGCAGGUCCUCUCAUGCUGAAAGAGAACCUAGCGUCUUCUGGCUGUUCCGCUUCAUUCUUUGGGGAAAUUCACCAUGUGCAAAACCUAAAAAUAAUACUUAAAAACUUUAAUUUAAUUUGACAUUCAAAGUAUAUGCAUGCACUCAUAUACUUGGAGUUACUAUACUCAAGGUAGAUAUACAAAUGUAGGUGUACACACAAAAGUUUUAUGUUUCUGUAUCAUUCAUAAUUAAAUUCUAAGAUUUAUAAAGUUGAAUAAUUCAUACUGGGUUAUAAGCUAUGUCAUCUAGUAGAGGACUCAAGUUAACUCUGAAUGAAAUUGUCAUUACCCCCUUUGUAAGAUCUUGGACAAGAGACCCCAAGUGUUCUCUGUGAGCUCACAGAGUACACACUGAAAUGUCAUUGCCUGGAAGAAUGCAAGGUUUCCCAACCCAGUUACUGCCUUUCAAGGAGAACCUGAAAACACGGUUGAUUGUUAGAUUUUCAUAGGAGAAGAAAAAAAGCUGUUAAAUUAAGCAUGAUUUGUUGAUUUAUUUGUAAGUUAAGAACUGACAUAUGGUUUUUUUUUUUUUCAACUAAAUGUGUUUCCAAGCUUCAAAAGCAGUAGUAAACCCAAGAUAUGUUGGAAGAGAGAGUUGAAUUAAGCAUUGAACGUCAUAUAUCUUAAAAUACAAAGAUAGGUGACAGUUUUAAACUAGUAUAGAAUUCCCCACUUUGGCAAUCCAAAUGGUUUGAUUCUCUUCUGGCUCUAUGUCUUCUGUUAGGAUAACAUUUGCAGCCACAUGUGAAAGGAAAAUAUUAUUUUUCAGAGCUCCUUUGGACUAGGUCAUGCAGUAGUUUAAUGAACAACAUGAUUUCAUGUUUGAAUGGUGUGAUCAUCGAAAUUAGUUUAAGUGGUCUCUGUCACAUUAAAGAAGACAUAUAUUAUUUGUCAUAGUUGGCUGUCUCUAGAUAAAAUGGUGCCAGGAAUGAAAUUACGGGAAGUUGUAGAUGAUGACAGAAAUAUUCCAAGAGAUUUGUGGAAAUGUUUUCAGUUAGCAUAAUCACUGUCUGUGCUUUUUUUAAUGAAUGCCCUUCACCUCCACCUAGUAAAGAAGUAAGAAAAUAAUUAUUUGAUACAGAAGGAUGAGACGAAAACUUCUGUAUCGGAUACUUCAGAUGCUCACAUGAGUUUGUAAAAGAUCAAGAAUGUAAUUUUUAUUUAAACCUUAAAUGUGCAGUGUUUCUAAGAAAUUCAGGAUAACAUUUAAUACCUUGAAAGAGAAGGAUGCUUGACAGCAGGCCUCAAGGGUAAAUGUGUAUUAUUAGUCUUAGUAAUGAUUAUUGCAAUUUUUCAAUCCCUUUCCUCUCUAACAUCUUAAGUUUCUCCUUCUCCACAAACAUCCUUUCUUGUUUUCAAUCAUUUCCCCCACGUAACCACAGGCAUCCAGGUCCUGUGCAUUUAGUCUGACUCUGCUGACCUCUUAGCAUUUUCAUCACCCAACAUCUUAAAUAUGAGACUUAGUCUGUUGGCCAUAUUUCUUCUCAUCUGUUUUCCUACCUCACUUUCAAACUUCCAUCUACAGUUAGGUUCAGAAAUGGCUCAAAAAUCACCAGAAUCUUCUUGGAGGGACUCUAACAACCUGUGUUAUUGACCCUCAUGGCCUGUGUGGUGCUUUUGUACAGACUUCCCAAGCUGUGCCUCCCGUGACUUGCACAAUGCUGCAUCGGUCUAGAUGAGCUUCCUCAUAUACACCAACAUCUUCAUUGGCAUCUCUUUCUAUUCACACAUUUCUGAAAUUCUGCUCUGGACAUAUCAUUUUUUGAAGCUUACCUAGAAUAAAUUGAUUCAUAGGAACAAAAUAAUUUAGUAUCUUAUGUGGGGUAAGGUGAAAGGAGAGAUCUUUCUCUAAGAGCACCGCAUGGAGAAGAUGGCAAUGAGAGCUCAGGGACUGCGUCACCUCACUUCAAAGUCAAGUAUCUAAGACCCUAGAGAGAAAGACGCAAAUCAGAAGCUCUUCUUGACCUCUGUUUAAAUAAAGCUAAGUGAUCUGGGCCUGGUAGUACAAUAUAGUAAUUUGAAACAUUUUGGUUUACUUAAGAACCUUGAAACACACACACACACACACACACACACACACACACACACACCAAAAAAAAAAAAAAAAAAACCAAACUAAAAUGAUUCGCGUAGCUAAGAUAAACGCGGACAUAGAGUUGAACCAUUGCUGUGUAUAGUUAGCAAAUGUUCUACCACCUCUCAGUAGCACCACUCUGGUGACCAAGCCUGAAAUACAUGGCUUUGGGCAAUAUUCAACAUCCAAAUCAGAGAAAAAUUGUGUUUCUCAGUGAAAAAGCCAGUCCGAAAGACUACAUAUUCUUCGAUUUCAACUAUAUGACAGACUUUCUGGAAAUGGAGAAACCAUAGAGACUUUAAGAAAAAUAUCAGCAUUUGCUGGAAACUUUUGAAAAAGAAUAAUUCAGGGAUUUUUUGGACAGUGAACUACUUUAUAUGACAGUGUAAUGGUGGAAACAUGACAUUAUGCAUUUGUCAAAACCCAUAGAACUGCACAACACAAACAGUAAGCUAAGUGAAGUAUGGGUUGUAUUUGAUAAUCAUCUAUCAAUACUGGCUUAAUUUUUCUAUAAACAUAAAACUGUUCUAACUUUUAAAAAUAAUAUUAAUAUGAUGAGUUUUAUUUUUUUAAAAACCCAGUAAGAAACCUUCAGAAUUUCUGGUGUAUCUAGAACAAAUGGUAUUCACACAUAAAAACUAAGGUGUGGAGUUCUAUCCACAACUGAAUGUGAUACUUCAUCAAACACUGAAUUUACUCAAAGUUAGAUUAAUGUUAUGAGAGACUUCGUGUAAGAAAAGCGCUAUGUGAUAACAUCCAAUGAGCAGCUGACGUUCACGACAAAUUGUGAAACUGUACGAAGAUGGACCCUAAACACCACUGUCACCACCCCUCCCAGAAAUAUCUAAAUAAGCAUUUAAAUGCCUCUUGCUUUCUCUUCCAGGCCUUGCAAUUGCCAGUGCCCUGAUAGACAUUUCACAGCAGAAGACUUCAGAUAAUAAAGAUAAAACAUCAGGAGUCCGAAAUCGAAAA